AGUCGACGCACGGACGAUAUACCGCAUUGAAUGUACGGUUAUGGAAGGCCGACUUGCUCCCUUUUACCCGUCGUGGGAUCGCGGAGCGAAAGCAGGCGUGCACUGGCUCUGAACAAUUCGCGUUUCACAUGCCCGCCACGUCGUGCCUUCCCUCCCUCCCUAAACCCCCCCAUCGUACCUUCCUUGCACGUCGUCAUGAUUGAGGCCCUCUUCAACCAUGUCGGCCAUCAAAGACAUCCUCGAUGACCCGGCGCCCGAGCCUCCCCCUCAGCAAGCACCCGCAACCAGCCCUCCGCCCACGCGCGGCGAAGAGCCAGCCAGACAAACACCGCCCCCUGCCGACUCCGCGCCCGUCACUGCAGAGGAGCAAACAACACCGCCCAAAGACGCCGUCUACACCUCUACCACCGCCUCCACGCGACGCAAUGCCAGCGGCAGCGUCUCCUCCGUCUACUCGGGAAACAAGAUGAAGCACCUCAAGAAGGAAGACGGCAUCCCGCUGUGGCGAAAAGACAUCCAGUAUGACUUCCUGCAUCUCGUCUUCCACGACGACCACCGCUGCUUCACCAAGUACUCCGACGGCACCACCGGCCAUACCUUUGCCGAAAUCUACAUCGACGCCAUGGCCAAGAGCAGCAAAUGCAGCAAGAUCCUCAAGGAUAAACUUCUGCAGGAUACCGAGGGUCGCAUUGGCAUGGCCAUGGUCUGUCUGCUGGUCAACGUGGGCAGGAUGAACACCACUCUGAACUUCUUCCCGGAAAUGCGUGCCCAGCUUCGAACCUACCACUCCAUUCCCGCGCUCCAAGCACACCAGGAACCGAAUGCAUACAAGCAACUGCAAGAUGCUCCUCGCCUCAAAUCCAUCCUCAAAGGCGCAACCGAGGACGAGCCACAGCCGAGUACCAUCGAAGAGAUCAAAGCCGCCAGCAUCCCCCGCACAAACCCGGUCAACUUGAUCUUCGUCAUGAGCCAAUACGCCCCCAAAAUCAGCGAGGUCCACUUCCAGCCCCCGCGAGACUUCUUCGACCUGGUCAUGAGAUCGACGUUGAGCAGUAAAAGCAGGGCAACAGCCUUCCUGUGGCUCUUGUGGUGGUAUCUCGAGAGCGACUUCACCUACGAAGCCUCGCAAAACAACCCCUUUGGCCCCGGCCAGUUCGGCGAAGGGGAGAAGAAAGAUGCGCAUGUCAUGCCGCUGAAAGUGCCCACGUUGGAGAGUCUGACGGAAGAGCAAGCCGCACUCGAGAACGUGGACACGGAAGAAGAACGAUACUACGGCGAGGUCAAGAAGAAGGAGCGCACCGCCAUUCUCGCAAGCGAGCCGAGCCCAGCAAUGACCGCUGCAAGGCGUCCGAGGAAGGAGAAAGGCCUGGUGUCGUCGGGGGUGGGCCAGGCCCUAGACUCGGAGGAUGAGUUGAGCGAUUCAAUGUGGCGCACCGGGGGUUCGACCUUUUCCUCUGCCCGCAGACAGGCCACUACGCGUCAAGACACCAUUAGCGACUACACUCGCUCUCCCUCCCCGAAUGGAAAUUGGGCGGGCCCAAAACCGCCGGGGGACAUGCGGAUCAACAAUCUGUUGAACAACGAAGACGCCAUGUCCGAAAUGUCACCGCCCGCUGCACCUCCCAAGAAGGGCCCUGGUCGAGGCAACUGGCGGCGCAAUCGACCCAAAGACGCCGGCGCGGUGCGACCACAGGACGAACGAGGACACCCCGUUCCGUUGUUACCAAACCCCAAUCACGCUACCUUCGCUGCAGAGACAUCACGUUCAACCCCGCUCACUACUACUCGGGGCAAUCUGCUUCCAUCCGAUCCGCCCGAUACCCUUGAUGGUGCUCCUGGCCCCACGGCCUCUUACCACAGCCAGAAGCGGUUCCGCGGUCUCACGCAACACCAAUCGGCCAUUAACAGUCACCGUAAACAGCAAGUCGACUACAAUCUCGAUCGUCGCAUUCGCAAACUGCAUGACCGCGCCCGCGACAAGCGAGAAGUUGAAGGUGCUAUCCUCCGAGCGUGGGCACGCGUACGUGUCGUACCUGUCGACUACGAUUCGGAAGAAGAAGCAAUCAGGUCGCGGAAAGUGAGGGACCGUGUAGAUAAGGGUGAGGACGUUGCAUCCUUGCCGAAGGGCAAAGAGAACGUGGAUGGCAUCGAGGACAUCGAAGCCCGCAUGCGGCCGAGGGUGCUGUACGCGGGCUUUGUGCGAGCGCCCGAUGAGGCGAACGAUGUCGGAGAGGAGUUGAGAGGGAUGGCGGGGGCGAUGCGGAAGUGUGGGAGGCGGUUGGAGCGGUGGGAUGAAAAUACGCAACCGGGCCUGGCGAUGCGGGAAUGGGAGCAAGGUCGAGCGUCGCGCGAAUCUCGACGCGCACGGAUCAUGAAGGAGCCGAGUAUGGAGGAGGAUGGGAUGGAGAUUGUGCCGGCCCAUCAAAGUCCACGUGCAAAGAAGGCGAAGGGUAGAGGGGGAAAAGGGAAGGGAGCUGUCAAGCGUGCGGAGCGGCGUGCGGGGCGAAGAUCCAAUCAGCAGAGCAAGCCCGAUCCCAUGGACUUGGAUCAGAUUGACGGAGCGGCGGAGUUGGACGAUGUCGAUCGAGAGCUCCUGGGAGAAGUGGAUGCGGAUGAAAGUGAAACUUAUGAGGAUGAGGUGAUGGGAGAAGACACGUGAUAUUGAGGCCUACCAGGGCCGAGGCUGUAUGAGAGGAU
This is a messenger RNA of Neohortaea acidophila, 2697 nucleotides long. RefSeq lists its product as uncharacterized. The coding region runs from base 218 to 2659 and encodes 813 amino acids. The transcript has 2 exons. NCBI's taxonomy places the organism in Eukaryota, Fungi, Ascomycota, Dothideomycetes, Mycosphaerellales, Teratosphaeriaceae. Gene Ontology annotation, cellular component: Ino80 complex. The record is from RefSeq and is a predicted model, not a curated record.